Mandrillus leucophaeus (drill) is the source of this 771-nucleotide messenger RNA. RefSeq names its product sprouty-related, EVH1 domain containing 3 (gene SPRED3). The record is from RefSeq and is a predicted model, not a curated record. The annotation marks the transcript as partial. The transcript is spliced from 6 exons. Gene Ontology annotation, molecular function: protein kinase binding. Lineage: Eukaryota; Metazoa; Chordata; Mammalia; Primates; Cercopithecidae. Gene Ontology annotation, biological process: negative regulation of MAPK cascade.
AGAAAGGGCAGACAUGGAGAAGAAGAUAGAGGUGGGAGAGAAGAGAAGGCAUGAGGAAGAAAGGAGCCAUGUGGAAGAAGGUGGCCAUGGGGUUGAAGGUACAUGGUGCGGGUCCGAGCUGUGGUGAUGGCCCGAGAUGACUCCAGUGGGGGCUGGCUGCCUGUGGGGGGCGGGGGCCUCAGCCAGGUGAGCGUGUGUCGGGUCCGAGGGGCCAGGCCCGAGGGGGGGGCCCGCCAGGGGCACUACGUCAUCCACGGGGAGCGCCUCCGGGACCAGAAAACGACCUUGGAGUGUACCCUGAAGCCAGGCUUGGUUUACAACAAGGUGAAUCCCAUCUUUCACCACUGGAGCCUGGGUGACUGCAAGUUUGGAUUGACGUUUCAGAGCCCUGCGGAGGCUGAUGAGUUCCAGAAGAGCCUGCUGGCUGCGCUGGCCGCGCUGGGUCGAGGCUCACUCACCCCCUCCUCCUCCUCCUCCUCCUCCUCCUCCUCUCCUUCCCAGGAUACUGCAGAGACCCCCUGCCCUCUGACGUCCCACGUGGACAGCGACUCCUCCUCCAGUCACAGCCGCCAGGAGACGCCUCCCAGCGCCGCUGCGGCCCCCGUCAUCACGAUGGAGUCAGCUUCAGGCUUCGGGCCGACCACGCCCCCCCAGCGCCGCCGCUCCUCAGCUCAGAGCUACCCGCCGCUUCUACCGUUCACGGGGAUUCCGGAGCCCUCAGAGCCCCUGGCAGGGGCAGGGGGCCUGGGGUGGGGCGGCCGCGGCUACGAG